AUGUUAGCUCUAAUCAAGUACAAAAUAAUAUUAUUCGUAAUCGCAGUAACGUCCCUGACAAUUUGCGCUUUAAUAAUUUGCGUUGGAGCUUUGGACGUUUAUGCUGAUGUGAAGUACCGUAUUCAACACAACCAAACAUACUAUUCUCCUCACAGAGUGGCAGCUAUUUCGAUGUUUUCCAUAGUAAAUAUAUCAAUUUUUGCCAACAUAGUUUAUAUGUCCAUCUACGCAUUACGUGGACUACGAUAUACUUGGUAUAUGGGUUGCAACUACUUUUUGUACGUCUUAAGUGAACUGAUAUCAGCGGUUAUUAUCGUCACGGAGUACGAUUAUCUCAACUAUUCGAAUUUACUUGCCAUCUUGGUGUUUAUAUUAGCAGUUUUUCUCUUUAUCAUCACUUUGGCUGCUGAACAAAUUUUUAAUGAAGUUGAAGAACUAAUUGCUGCAACAGUUGGCACUGACUUCGACCGAGUGACUCGGAAAAAAUAUCAACGUACUGUGAAGAUGAGACAACGAUGCGUGACGAUCAGUCUUCGCGAUACUGAUAACCAAGGUCCUAGUACCUCCGGUGGUUUGCAGAAGACCACUGCUGACAUAUUUCACACAUUUAAAUAA
Zophobas morio is the source of this 615-nucleotide messenger RNA. RefSeq lists its product as uncharacterized. Lineage: Eukaryota; Metazoa; Arthropoda; Insecta; Coleoptera; Tenebrionidae. The record is from RefSeq and is a predicted model, not a curated record. The transcript has 4 exons. Bases 1 to 615 code for a protein of 204 amino acids.